Messenger RNA from Hypoxylon fragiforme, 363 nucleotides. RefSeq lists its product as uncharacterized. The transcript is spliced from 4 exons. NCBI's taxonomy places the organism in Eukaryota, Fungi, Ascomycota, Sordariomycetes, Xylariales, Hypoxylaceae. The coding region runs from base 1 to 363 and encodes 120 amino acids. The record is from RefSeq and is a predicted model, not a curated record.
AUGCCUGGUGUUCCAAAGGAUGCUCUUGACAACUUGAAGAGCAAGCUCAAGAAGAUCUUCAGCAAGAGCAAGAAGGACAAGAAGGCUAAGGCCACUGACAAGGCUGCCGACAAGCCCGCUGAAGCCGGUGCCGCUGCUGCUGCUCCCGCUGCCGCCGCCGAGGGUGCUGCCCCGGCCGCUGCUGAGGCCCCUAAGGCAGACGAGCCCGCUGCGGCGCCCACUGACCCCGCGCAGGCUGUCGCCGCCGCGCCUACUGAGGCUGCCCCUGCUGAGGCCGCGAAGACCGAGGCUCCUGCGGCUGCUCCCGCUGCCGCCCCCGCUGCUGAGGCUGCCCCUGCUGCCGAAGCUAAGCCUGCCGCUUAA